This is a messenger RNA of Manis javanica (Malayan pangolin), 3896 nucleotides long. The record is from RefSeq and is a predicted model, not a curated record. NCBI's taxonomy places the organism in Eukaryota, Metazoa, Chordata, Mammalia, Pholidota, Manidae.
GCGUGCUGGGCGGUGCUGCCUCGGCUUGGCUCAGCUGGGCUCGGGCUCCGGCUGCCGCUUCUGUGGGGGUGGGCGGUGGGAUGACAGCGCCCGCGGCACGGAGCUGAGCGAGCCGCGAGCGAGUCGAGGGAAGAGAAGGAAGUGGAGCCGUCGCCCGGAGCUCUGUAGUCAGCCGCCACGCUGAGUCCGGACCUGAGAAGACUUCCUCGCCUGACUCCGGCCGCCGCGGCUCCGCGCCCCUAGCCGGAGCCCUGCCCCGCCUGCCCUACCUCUGGGUUCCGCGCUGGGACGCUCCCGGCCCCGCGGUCCAGGGCUUUGUGGGCGGGACGCCACGAACCCCCAGCUCUGAUCCAGCGCACCAGGGCGGACGCUCGUGGCCCACCAUAAGUGUCCGUGGUUGCGGGCUCGUCCCAGUCCCUCCACAGUGUGUGUGGGAUCCCGCAGCCUUCCGCCCGGGGUUGGUACAGGUACCCCAAGCCCUGCGCCCCCACUGCCUAGUGCAAAGGAGCCUGGACGCCCCCAGCUUCUGGUUCCCCGAGACCCGAAGCCUCAGCUCCCUUCGACCCGGUGGUUCGGACUUGGGACCGUGCGAGCGCACACGAAGCCUCGGCCAGCGUCAGCGUCCGGUGAGAGGUCCCAGACCUGCAGCCAGUCGGACUGAACUGCACCGGGCUGGUGCUGCGAGCCCGAGCUGCCACCUUCUUAACGCCCCAGGCGAGGGGCUCCGCGCGUGCCCGGAAGAGAACACACAGGGGCCCCUUCUGCCCCGGCCGCGGGCGAGAGCCGAGAGCUGCAGGGACCCUGAGGCCUGGAGGACCAGGGUGCCAAUUCUGAGGUCCUAAAGCAAGCGAGUGGUGGAGGCAGAAGUACACCUCAGCAAACCUUGCCAAACAUCCUGGAAGGUAUCUACUCCCUCUCCCUGGGGCCUGUCAGUACAGUUUCUCCUCCCAGCUCCCGGACAGGAGGGCUGCCCUGCUGACUGCAGGAACUGCUGACGGGGGAGGCGGCGUGUGAGUCAGAAGUCAGCCACAUAAUUGCGGUGCCCCAGAUCCCGUCUCCAGCCCACUAGCCUUCCCUCAGCGGCUGCCUGGGGAGAACAGCUGGUUUGGCAGCUACCUCUGGAGAAGCAGGUCCCCGGGCAGCACAGAAAGGACCAGCCAGGGGCCUCCAUGGGCACCUGAGGGCUGGGCACCAGGGCUGCAGGCACGAGCAUGGUGAGACACCAGCCUCUGCAGUACUAUGAGCCACAGCUGUGCCUCUCCUGCCUCACAGGCAUCUACGGCUGCCGCUGGAAGCGCUACCAGCGGUCCCAUGAUGACACCACUCCGUGGGAACGCCUCUGGUUCCUGCUCCUCACCUUCACCUUUGGCCUCACACUCACCUGGCUCUACUUCUGGUGGGAAGUGCACAAUGACUACGAUGAAUUCAACUGGUACCUCUACAACCGCAUGGGCUACUGGAGUGACUGGUCUGUGCCCAUCCUCGUGACCACAGCGGCUGCCUUCACUUACAUCUCAGGGCUCCUGGUCCUGGCACUCUGUCACAUCGCCGUGGGACAGCAGAUGAACCUGCACUGGCUGCACAAGAUAGGGCUCGUGGUUGUGCUGGUGUGCACGGUGGUGGCCCUGUCAGCCGUGGCCCAGCUGUGGGAGGAUGAGUGGGAGGUGCUGCUGAUCUCCCUGCAGGGCACGGCGCCACUCCUGCAUCUCGGGGCCCUGGCUGCUGUCACCUUGCUCUCCUGGAUCGUGGCAGGACAGUUCGCCCGCACAGAGCGCUCCUCCUCCCAGAUGGCCAUUCUCUGUACCUUCCUCACCGUGGUGUUUGCCCUCUACCUGGUCCCUCUCACCAUCUCCUCUCCGUGCAUCAUAGAGGAAAAGGACCUCAGCCCCAAGCCUGCCCUCAUUGGCCACCGUGGGGCUCCCAUGCUGGCCCCAGAGCACACACUGAUGUCCUUCCGGAAGGCCCUAGAGCAGAAGCUGUAUGGAUUACAGGCUGAUGUCACCAUCAGCCUGGAUGGCGUGCCCUUCCUCAUGCAUGACGCUACCCUGCAGCGCACCACCAACGUGGAAGCAGCGUUCCCCGAGCUUGCCCGCAGGCCUGCCUCCAUGCUCAACUGGACCGUCCUGCAGAGGCUCAAUGCUGGCCAGUGGUUCCUGAAGAUGGACCCCUUCUGGACGGCCAGUUCGCUGUCGCCCUCUGACCACAGGGAGGCCCAGAACCAGUCCAUCUGCAGCCUGGAGGAGCUCCUGGAGCUGGCCAAGGGCAACGCCACGCUGCUGCUCAACCUGCGUGACCCGCCCCGAGAGCACCCCUACCGCGGCAGCUUCCUCAACAUCACAGUGGAGGCCUUGCUUCGCUCGGGCUUCCCCCAGCACCAGGUCAUGUGGCUGCCUAGCAGACAGAGGCCCUUUGUGCGGAAGGUGGCUCCUGGCUUCCAGCAGACAUCAGGCUCCAAGGAAGCGGUCACCAGCCUGCGGAGAGGCCACAUCCAGUGGCUGAACCUGCGCUACACUCAGGUGUCCCGCCAGGAGCUCAGGGACUAUGCAUCUUGGAACCUGAGUGUGAACCUCUACACGGUCAACGCGCCAUGGCUCUUCUCCCUGCUGUGGUGCGCGGGCGUCCAGUCUGUCACCUCCGACAACUCCCACACCUUGUCCCAGGUGCCUUCCCCUCUCUGGAUCAUGCCCCCGGACAAGUACUGUCUCCUGUGGGUCACCGCCGACCUGAUCUCCUUCACCUGCAUCGUUGGCAUCUUCGUGUUCCAGAACUAUCACUUGAUCAGGUGGCGCCUGGGUGGCAUACAGAGCUACAACCCUGAGCAGAUCAUGCUGAGUGCCGCAGUGCGCCGGACCAGCCGGGACGUCAGCAUCAUGAAGGAGAAGCUCAUCUUCUCAGAGAUCAGUGAUGGCAUGGAGGUCUCCGAUGAGCUCUCUGUAUGUUCAGACAACAGUUACGACACAUAUGCUAACAGUACGGCCACCCCUGUGGAGCCCCGAGGGAGUGGCAGCCGAGCCAAGACCCUCAUAGACCAGAGGAGGCGUUAGCUGAAGACCUGUCUGUCCCAGCCUGCACUUGACAUGGAGAUCAGGGAACCCAAGAGUGCUGGCAGAAGCGCAUCUGGACUCGGAGUGCCCAGGGAGCUGGCUCCACAGCUGCCUCUUUGGCCCCAACUCCUGGCCAGCCAUGGUCUCUCUUGGAGGGGGCUCCCCUCUCCCCUGAGGCCCAGCAGGACCAGGACUCCAGACUCACAUGCCCCUGCAGUGCUGGGAUACCUCCUGGGAAGUUGAAGGCCUCAGGCCUAGUCCUCCCUCUGAGGCCCUCCCUUGAGCAUCCUGACUUGGAAACUUCAAUGGGUCACUGGGCCAUGCCAUGCCCUCCAGGGCAAUGGAAGAUAUGAAUGCCCGUAUGUGUCCAUCCUCCUGUCUAUGCUGUGAGGCAGCCGACUUCUCUGUGUUCUCCUGCCUCACGGACCUGGGCUGAGUCCUGCCCCAGCAUCUCUGCUCUUCACAUCAGACCCAAAGCACAAGGAGGUUUGGCCAGGAGGACAGACUGCUGCAGUGGUGGAGACCCUCCCCCGACCAGCCUCCCACCACUGCAGGCCUUGCCCCAGGAGAGGGCCUGAGCUGUGUCCGCUGGAGUACCUGGAGAUGGCCAGAAGAGGCUCAGAGCUUCUCAAUCCCAGGCCCUGGGACAGAGUGGCCCUGGAGGUCCAGGAGAUCACAGGCUGACAGCACCUCAGGUUCCCACGUCAGAGGCCAUAUGGCAGGGGCCACCUCGGAAGAGUAUUCUGGGCAGGGUCAAGGGUGGGUGUAUUGCCAAGGAGGGCUACAGUGGAGCGAGCCUGAGGGGCCUUGGCCAAGAUGAUUAAAGCUGCCAUCUUGACUUGUGUCCUUCCU